GAAAUAUCCAAGAAAAUGCGUGAUGAUCAACUCAUUGCUAUCUCUAUUCUUAUCACAAGCCUUUCUUAUUUGAUUAUAUUAAAUAGGUAUGAUCAAUCGCUCCGAAGUGAAUUGACGCUAUUCCGAGAGAAAAUGGGUUCAAUAACAGUCACUAGUGUAUCUCUUUUUAUUUUACAAAUAUUUAUUGCUUCAAUCAACUGUCAAGUUCCCCCAAACGACUUUUUUGCGAAUAUUGCUGAGCGACUAUUGGAACAAUUUCAAGUUAAUUCUCAGAGUGGUGUGUCUCCACGUAUUUUUGAUGUGAUCAGUGAGCUCCAACCGGUCAAUAUCAUCGAACUAGGAACGCAGGGUAGUUGGCAGAGUGUUGUCAAUCGUGACAGUGCGAGCAAUCGUAAAUGCGAUCGACAAUUUUCCUUAUUUCGGUCGGGUCUGCAGAAACUGGAGUUAUGGGCAUUGAAAAUGAUCGAUUCUUCGUCAAAGAUUCCCACGGGAAUAUUGGAGGGAAACCUGAAAGAUCUGGGGGUUUACGACGAGUGCAUAGCGACCAAAGUAGAGAAAGGGAGUGAAUCUAUUCGAGGGAGACACUGCAUGUACUCCUUCUCGGUGAACGAGUUGAAAACGAACAUAUCAUUGAGUCUGACUUCGUCCAUUUGCAUCCCUGACGGAUGUGGUGCUGCUGAUUUAGCUAGAAUGAUCAACCAAAGUAUUGAUCUAGCGUCAAACUAUCCCGACAUCGACCUCAAGGUCAAUUCCGUCACGUGCUCUGCGGUGGAGGCAGAGCCCUGGGACAAGGGUGGAAUUAUCGCUCUGUCAGUCCUGUCCUUCUACUUCGCUCUCUUGAUUUGCUGUACCAUUUGCGAUUUGCUGCUGACAAAAUCGUCCAACAGUGUCACCCGCAGUAUAACAGCUAAACUGUCAAAAUUCUCGCUGAUCUCCAACGCAAGACGCAUCCUCAGCACGAGAAUACCUCCCGGUAAUAUACCAGCUCUUCAAGGAAUACGAUUCUUCAGCAUGGGUUGGGUCGUCCUGGGACACGUCUACUACAUCCAUUCAUUCGGAGUAAUCAGUAAUCAGCUGGCUGUCGCCGAGUGGCUGAAGUCCUGGGAGUCCUUGUACAUCAUCAUAGCACCGUUCACAGUGGACACUUUCUUCGUGAUCAGUGGAUUUUUAAUAUCCUAUCUGUUCUUGAAGCACAUGGCAAAAGGUGGAAAGUUCAAUCCAAUUAUGUACUACGUUCACCGAUAUCUCAGAUUGACUCCAGCAUAUGGCGCUCUUCUUCUCCUGACGAUCUUCAUAUUCCCACGAAUUGGUUCUGGCGCUGUCUGGGAAGCCAACAUGUCACUGCAGACAGAAUCUUGCUCUAAAAACUGGUGGGCAAACCUUCUGUAUCUUCAGAAUUAUGUCAACAGUCAAUACUUGUUGUGUUUAGGUCACGCCUGGUAUUUGGCUGUGGACAUGCAACUCUUCUGGAUAUCCCCGUUGAUUAUUUAUCCUCUUGCGAAAAAGCCUAGACUGGGACUUGCAGUUCUGAGUGCUUUCAUUAUCGCCUCGAUAAUUAUUCCUGCCAGUAUUUCAGCCAAGGAAGAAUACUCUGGAGGCCUAUUCCUUGGCACAAACAAAACACAUCAGAGCAAUCAGAUGAGAUAUUACUACGUAGCCACUCACACGAGAGCUGGGCCAUGGCUGAUGGGUGUCCUGAUGGGCUACAAACUUGCUGUUAUGAAAAAUCAGCGAUUGAACAAGAAAAUCGUGACCCUCGGCUGGAUAUCGGCAAUAUGUGCCUUCGCAUUCGGGUUCUUCAGCUAUCGAAUUUUCCAAGAAGAUGGCUAUCAGUACACACUCUACUGGGAGAUAUUCUACGCUGGUUUUGCAAGACACAUCUGGGCAUAUGGUGUCUGUUGGCUGAUCUUUGCCUCGAUACUGGGAUACGGUGGGAUCAUAGCGAAGUUCCUGUCUCUCCCUGUCUUCAUGCCUCUGGGAAGAAUAUCCUACUGCAUUUAUCUGGUCCAUUUCAUCACUCAGUACAUGAGGAUCAGUGCUGUCAGGAUUCCAGUGUACUUUUCUAAUUUAACAAUGUUGUAUUUGUUCCUGAGUGAUUUUGUUCUCUGCAUUGUGGGGGGAUUUAUCCUGAGUCUUCUGUUUGAAUCGCCUUUCAUGGCCCUUGAGAAAAUGCUGCUGGGGAGAAAGCGGCGAAAUCAGGUGAAGACAGAUCGUGGAGACAAUACUGGGACUGGUGGUGUCCAUAAUAAUGGAUAUCAACAUGAUAAUGGACAUGUGGACGUUGAAAAAAAAUAAUCAAGUCACUGGAUUGUGUCAAUUAUAUUGUACAAUUGAUUAUGAAUAAAUAUUCGAAUUUUAGAUUUUUUAAA
Molecule: messenger RNA, 2369 nt
Organism: Diachasmimorpha longicaudata
Lineage: Eukaryota; Metazoa; Arthropoda; Insecta; Hymenoptera; Braconidae
Product: nose resistant to fluoxetine protein 6-like
Exons: 7
Coding region: 16-2295 (759 amino acids)
Molecular function (GO): acyltransferase activity, transferring groups other than amino-acyl groups
Source: RefSeq, a predicted model, not a curated record